AGCCAUAUAUACAGCCAGAUAGACACUGACGCAAGCCUUUCUUUCAUAUACACGUAGAAGGUACCCUGAUCUAACAAGACGCAUUGGUGUAUCUCGUACCACUGCGUGGUAUCGUCACUGCGAACGACCCUGACACAGACAAAGCUAAAGGCUAGCAGUAGCUUACCCUGCCAGAGGAGAAAUACAUUGUUGGAUCUUAUUACAAACCGUCAUUCUCAGUUUUCUUUACAUGUAUGUAUUCAGUUUAGACCUUCCCUCGUAUUCACUUUCCUUCAGCCUCACUCACUGGCAUCUUGAAGACUCGACUUCCCACCACCGGAGCAUCUGAUCACAUCAAGAGCAUACAACUCAGUCAAUCCACAUCUGUCCUACAGCAAGGUAAAUCAUGUGGCAACUAGUCAGAUUGGAAGGCGGUCCAUCCCAAUGGAACGAUGUCAAAGACGCAGCCGACAUCCUAUGGCGCUCAACUCUCAACUCAGAUAUCAACGACAUAACCAGCGCAUUGCGCGGCCAUUACCAAAACCCAGCCCUUAGUAUUUCUGAACUCUACACCGGCUUCAACGCUAGUCGUAGAGCCGUUGUAGUCUGCAACAAUGACAAAAUUACCAUUGCAUUUCUCGGCUCGGACCCCAAGGAGCUCUAUAUGAACAUGUGGACCGAUGGCAGAGGAUGGUGUGGAUUCCCGUAUCCCGUGUUCGAAAAUGGGAAUCGCAUCCAUAGCUUUUUUCGCGACAUGUGGCAUGCGAUGAGACAGGCGGCGUUUGAUGCACUCGACAGGGCAGUGGGAGAUAUGUCUGCGCGCGGUGUGGCGCCCAAGCAGAUCAUUGUCGCGGGGUUUUCAAUGGGGGGCGGGAUUAGCAUCCUGGCGUUUACGGAUAUCCUCGAGAGGAUCAGGCAUACGUGGGGUGACCAAUCUGGCUCACCGCAGUCAUGGGCUCGGGACGAAGUGCUCAGGGAGCUGGUUCAGCAUAUCACUUUUGCGGCUGUUGCGGCGGGGGAUCAGGGAUACUAUACCGUUUUAAAUGACUUGUACCAAAAACAUAAGAUUUGUGCGUGGGAUUUCAUGAAUCACUGCGAUUGGACCAUUCAUUCCCAUCAUGGGGCAUUUCGGUCUUGGAGGGGGUAUCGGUACGUUUUGCCUGAUGCGACGGUGAAGCAGUUUGGCUAUGCGUUUGGUAUGAAUGGACAUGGAAUUUUGGGGUAUUUGAAGGUGGCUGAGUGGAUGGCUGGCGAUGGAGGUGGUCAGGUGGAUUCGGUGUAUGAUUAUUGAUGACUUGGUUGUAUUGCGACUUUGUUCGGAGCUGCCU
This is a messenger RNA of Bipolaris maydis ATCC 48331, 1307 nucleotides long. RefSeq lists its product as uncharacterized. The record is from RefSeq and is a predicted model, not a curated record. Gene Ontology annotation, biological process: lipid metabolic process. NCBI's taxonomy places the organism in Eukaryota, Fungi, Ascomycota, Dothideomycetes, Pleosporales, Pleosporaceae.